Messenger RNA from Doryrhamphus excisus (bluestripe pipefish), 3059 nucleotides. It is a transcript of the gene pxk, whose product is annotated as PX domain containing serine/threonine kinase. NCBI's taxonomy places the organism in Eukaryota, Metazoa, Chordata, Actinopteri, Syngnathiformes, Syngnathidae. The record is from RefSeq and is a predicted model, not a curated record. Gene Ontology annotation, biological process: protein targeting to lysosome; negative regulation of monoatomic ion transport; negative regulation of ATP-dependent activity. Gene Ontology annotation, cellular component: plasma membrane; late endosome; early endosome. Gene Ontology annotation, molecular function: protein kinase activity; phosphatidylinositol binding; ATP binding.
GGCGUUUUAGCUCCUGAUUACGGUGAAGCGAAACUGCACUUUCUCUCCAGCCAAGCUGUUGGUUAAUUCCUCUCGCGGGCGCCAAAGCUGACAGUCCGGCGUUGGGAUCAACGCUUAAACGUUCAACCUCCGGGAUGUCUUUCCUGGAAAAGCCUGCCCCAGGGAGGCUGCUGCUGGAUGACACGGUUCCCCUGACGGCGACGAUAGAAGCCAGCCAGAACCUGCAGUCCCACACGGAAUACAUCAUUCGUGUCCAGAGAGGAGUGUCCUCGGAGAACAGCUGGCAGGUAGUACGGCGGUACAGCGAUUUCGACGCUCUGAACAACAGCCUGAUGGUAUGCGGCGUCAGCCUUCCUCUCCCGCCUAAGAAGCUGAUCGGAAACAGAGACCGGGAGUUCAUAGCGGAGAGGCAGAAAGGCCUGCAGGCCUACCUGGAUGCCAUUACCCAGCAUACCUUGCUCUGCAGCGCUCUGCCGGUUAAGAAGUUCCUGGACCCAAACAACUAUGCUUACAACUACACAGAGAUUGCUCUGCAGCAGGUCUCCAUGUUCUUCAGAUCAGACCCCAAUUGGGAAGUUCUGGAGCCUCUCAAAGAUGUCGGCUGGAGGAUCAGGAAGAAAUAUUUCCUCAUCAAAAACAAAGAACAAACCAAAGAGCGGUAUCUGCUGAGCUGGGUGGACCUGGGUCCUGAUAAGUUCCUGUCAGACAAAGACCUGCAUUCUGCCAUGAAGCUGCUCACCAGCCUCUCGAGUCCGUACAUGUGUCCAUUGUUGUUCUCCAGCACCAGUGAGUCUUCAGCACUUCUCAUCCGAUCUUUUAAUGAGGCCGGCUCACUCAGAGACCACAUCUGUAAGGUGAAGCCCAGAGAGAACUACAUGAAGAAGUACGGCAACCCCAAGAAGUGUCAGGGUCUCGAACUCGCUCACAUCAAACUGUACGGCCGCCAGAUACUGGAGGGCCUCAGAGUCCUCCACGACAGCGGUUUAUUUUUUGGCCACCUGCACGCCUCCAAUGUGAUAGUGGACCAGGGCACGUGUCGACUAACGGACGUGGAGAACGGCAUGCUGGGAGUUCCCUGCGUCCUGCGACCUGCCUUCACCCACUUCAGGAAGAUUAACACGACAGAAAGCAUCGAUGUCUUCUGCUUUGGCUAUUUACUCUACGAGAUCACCUAUGGCCACCCACCUGAUAGCAUUCCCGUGGACCACUAUCCCACCAUCCCCUACACUGCUGUGGUUUCAGUGCUGCAGUCCAUCCUGUCCACAGAGGCGUGUAAGUCAGGGAUGCCCACAGUGUCGCAGCUCAUUCAGACACCACUGUUCAGUGACGUCCCGCUGCAGCACUCGGAAAAAAUCCAGAUCAAGGUCCCGAGCAGGCUGAAGGACGCGCUGAAGACGGCCAAGGAGCGUUUAGAGAAGCGCCUGCAGGAGGAGCAGAGAGUGCUCCGCCAGCACAGGAGGCUGACCAGGGCCCAGUCUCAUCACGGAUCAGAGGAGGAAAGGAAGCGGAGGAAGAUUCUAGCGAGGAAGAAGUGCAGACAGUCCACUUAUGAGAAUGAAGACGACGUCUCUGUUAGGAACAAUAAUAACUCUGGCUCGGGCGCCAGUUCCCCUCCCACAUGCCCAUCCUCCCCCACCCCCCCGCCCUCCACAGGUGGUCAGACGGCCCCUCUUCCUCCGCCUCCUCCACCGCCACCACCUCCUCCUACGCUGGACACUCCCUCCACAUCAUCCUGCUCUGAAGGACCAGACGAAGGUCGCACCGCGCUGCUGAGCUCCAUCCAGACCUUCAGUAAAGGCAAACUGAAGAAGGCCCAGACAACAGACCGUAGUGGGCCCGUCUUCUGACACCCGCUCUGACGGGACCAUCACGCCGCUCCCUGACAUGUGAAGACACGUCCUGUUCCAAAUGAUCCAAAUUUGUUUUUACAGUUUUUUUGGGUUUGUUUUUUUUUUUUUGGGUGGCGAAUGUGUAAAUCGGGGAAUAUCUCCCGCCUGAUGAAUGCUGGAGAACUCAACAUGAGGCGGUGACCUCUUCUGGUCGACCUGUCUGGUUUUUUGUUUGCAGCUUCCAGGCCUGGAAAUGCUGCUUCCUUUUUAAUCUCAUGCAACCCAACAUUUUCCAAUGGAUUAGGUUGUUCUGUUACAGUACAUCAAAAAAUAAUAACUUUGUGAGGCAAAAAAUAAAAAUCCCAAAAAUGCUUUUGGGUCAACACAGAACUUUGGAAAAGAGGAAAGGAUGAAAAAAAAGCCAAACAAAUUUUUUUAUUUUUUUUUUUUACUUUUGAAUAUACACACAAACAUUUUGGAGAUACAUGCUUUUGAUGGGUGUUUUUUUUGUGGGGGGGGGCUCUUUGCAUCAUUACCAUUCAUUUUAAUCUUGCUUGCUAAUUCUAUGUCCAGGAUCGUCCAGUUUUUUUACUUAAAGUGUCGGCCUGUCUUUCCUAAACCGGCUUCAACGUGUAGCUACGCAAGACAAUUUGUGUUUUAACGAUGUGAUGUUUAAAUGUUAAGAGCUUCUAUUCUUUCACUGUGCCAUAUACGAUACGAUAUGAUAUGAUCCUUGUGCCUAUAUGAAUGUUUGAAUGUGUUCAGGGUGAUUAGCACACAGUUACGUCUUCACUCGUGGACUUGAACCUGAUGACUGCUUUCAAAAGGAUGUUGGAGCACAUUUUUUUAAAAAAAGUGAAAAUUUGGGUGUGAAUGUUCUAAGUGCCGUGGCUUGUUUUCAUGACCCAGUGCAAUCCAGUUCAGUGAGACUUGUCAUUGAAUUGCGUCCGAAUAUUUCUCUGCAGCACUUUAUCCCAAGGCAACUUCAUGACAUCAAUAUACAAAAUAAACGCCCAGUAAAUGUUGGAUGAAUAACUUGGCUUAAUAUUAUUGAAAGAUAGUGUUGUGUUUUUUUUAUCACAUUAAAGUUUUAGUUUUGUAAGCAGUAUGUACCACCCAAAAAAACUAUAUACCCAUGGCUGCUGACCCCAUGUAAGCUAAAAUAUCUUUAAUAAUGACAUAUGUCUCAUAAAGAGAGAUACUUGUAAUAUUUUGGUCACCUUAUUAGGC